Syzygium oleosum is the source of this 450-nucleotide messenger RNA. RefSeq names its product 2S seed storage albumin protein-like. The coding region runs from base 1 to 450 and encodes 149 amino acids. Gene Ontology annotation, molecular function: nutrient reservoir activity. NCBI's taxonomy places the organism in Eukaryota, Viridiplantae, Streptophyta, Magnoliopsida, Myrtales, Myrtaceae. The record is from RefSeq and is a predicted model, not a curated record. The transcript has a single exon.
AUGGCGAACUUCGCAACCCUAGCAGCUAUCUUUGCAGCCCUCCUGGUGAUGUCCCAUGCUGCCUCGGCCCAUCGGACCAUGAUAACCACAGUCGAGAUCGAUGAGGACGACGAGAGGAGCGGAAGUGGGAGCUGCCACGAGCAGGUCCAGACACAAGGCCUUGAGCAAUGUGAGCAGCUGUUUUGGGACAUCGGCCGAGGCAGUAGCCGAAUGGGCGGCAGCGAGAGGGAGCGAUUGAUGGAGUCGCAGCACUUUAGGCCAUGCUGCCAGCAGCUGAGGCAGGUGGAACAGCAAUGCCGGUGCCGAGGAAUUAGGCAGAUCGUGAGGGAGGAACAGAGCGAGUUCAGACGCGAGGGAAUGCAUAGGGUGGUGAGAUCGGCUCGAGACUUGCCUUCCGCAUGCGGUUUUUCGAGUCCUCGUCACUGUGAGAUCAAAGCCAUUUGGUUCUGA